GUUUUCAGGAUGCAGUCUGUUGUGAAUAACACCAGCCCUUAAUUAGUGGCUUACGAACAGAUCGGCUUGCGUACAAGUAUAACAAUGGUCCAGGAAUGAUCACCCAUCCACUCUGUAGGCUUAUCGGAUCAACUGGCUAGGUGGGCCCCAUUUGUGGAGCGCAAUACACGACGCAAUGAUGCAUCAGCACUCUCUCUCUCUCUCUCUCUCUCUCUCUCUCUCUCUCUCUUGAAAAAGCCACAUCCAUCUUCACUUUAGUUAACAGAGAGAAAAGAGAGAGACAAGUGAAGAAAGAGCUAAUGGCAAAGACAGAGCAACACCAAUCCCAAUCCGAUACGGACGGCUCCCUCCCACUCGAACUAUUAGCUGAUGACAAACGCGGUGGUUGGAUCACCUUCCCUUUCAUCACAGGGAAUAUGUUGUUUCUGGGGAUAGGCACGUUCGGGGCCUUCGGAAACCUGAUCGUGUAUCUGAUAGAGAAGUUCAACGUGAAAAGCAUAGAUGCAACGCAGAUCAACAACAUAAUCAACGGCUGCAGCAACCUCGCUCCUGUUGCUGGGGCCAUCAUCUCCGAUUCCUACUUCGGUUGUUUCUCCGUCAUCUCUUUCUCCUCCUUCGUCUCUUUACUGGGCAUGAUUCUAUUAACAUUGACGGCGACGAUCCAUUCCUUGAGACCUCCAUUGUGUACAAGCGGGUCCCAGACGUGUGAGCCACCAUCGAGAACCCAAGUCGCUAUCCUGUAUUCUGGCAUCACAUUGGUGUCGAUUGGAUUGGGUGGGACACGGUUCACCACAGCAACCAUGGGGGCUAACCAGUUCAAUAAGCCCAAAGAUCGGAAUAGUUUCUUCAAUUGGUUCUACUUCACCUUGUAUGUCUCUUUCAUUGCAGCCACGACUGGCAUUGUCUAUAUUCAGGACAAUGUAGGCUGGGGCUUGGGGUUUGGUCUGUGCGCGGCGUCUAAUGCCAUUGGGUUAGCCGUUUUCGUCGUGGGAAGGCGCUAUUACCACCUCAAUGUGCCUGAGGGAAGCCCAUUCAUGGGGUUGGCACGUGUGGCAAUUGCUGCUGUUAGGAAGAGAAUGGAAGCAACGUCAAUGGACGGCAAGGAUUAUUACCAUGGUCAUGAUGAGCUCACAAAGUGGCCACCUACGGCUCCAACUACAACCUUGAGUUUCUUCAACUGUGCAGCACUGAAGACAGAAGGAGAUACUCAUUUGGAUGGAACCAUAGCAAAGCCAUGGAGAUUAUGCACAGUGCAACAAGUAGAAGACAUGAAAACUCUAAUCAGGAUAUUCCCACUUUGGUCCACAGCCAUCUUCGUCAGCACUCCAAUAGGCAUUCUAAGUAGUCUCACCAUCCUCCAAGUCCUGUCCAUGGACCGUCACUUUGGUCCCCACUUCUCCAUCCCUGCCAGCUCCUUUCUUGUCUUCGUCCUAUUCGCUACUGCCAUCUCACUCUCUCUCAUCGACCGUUUCCUCUUUCCCAUGUGGCGUAAGCUAACAGGCCGAUAUCCAACCCCAUUACAACGGAUAGGGGUGGGUCACAUCUUCAACAUUACCAGCAUGGCGCUGGCAGCGCUACUAGAGUCCAGGCGCCUUCAUGUGGUUAAAUCACACAACUUGGUUCACCAACCAACUGCAAUGGUGCCAAUGUCAGCCAUGUGGCUCGUGCCUGCACUAGUCCUCAUGGGCAUCGGCGAGGCGUUCCAUUUUCCUGGAGGAGUGGCAUUAUAUUAUCAAGAAUUUCCUACCUCAUUGCGUAGCACUUCGACUGCAAUGAUGGCAGUUAUCAUAGGGAUUGGGUUUUAUCUGAGCACUGCGGUUGUCGACUUAGUUCGUAAGGUUACCAACUGGUUGCCGGACAACAUCAAUGAAGGGAGGAUAGACAAUGUGUAUUGGAUGUUGGCUGUGGUAGGAGUUGUCAACUAUGGGUACUAUCUAUUGUGCGCAUGGUUGUACAAGUAUCAAAAUGUUGACAAGGGGGGCACAGAUUCAAGCUCCAAUAGCUAAAAUUGGCAAUCCAUGGUAGUUGGAUUAUUCUAAUAAUUGUAUUUCCUUGCUUGCUUAGGCUUAUAAAACACAUUUACUUUGAAAUUUUAGUAUUUAAUCUAUUUUUGGUUAGUUUGAUUUA
Messenger RNA from Magnolia sinica, 2127 nucleotides. Its product is annotated as protein NRT1/ PTR FAMILY 2.7-like. Gene Ontology annotation, biological process: transmembrane transport; oligopeptide transport. The transcript is spliced from 4 exons. Bases 300 to 2006 code for a protein of 568 amino acids. Gene Ontology annotation, molecular function: transmembrane transporter activity. Lineage: Eukaryota; Viridiplantae; Streptophyta; Magnoliopsida; Magnoliales; Magnoliaceae. Gene Ontology annotation, cellular component: plasma membrane. The record is from RefSeq and is a predicted model, not a curated record.